Thunnus maccoyii (southern bluefin tuna) is the source of this 2362-nucleotide messenger RNA. It is a transcript of the gene serping1, whose product is annotated as serpin peptidase inhibitor, clade G (C1 inhibitor), member 1. Gene Ontology annotation, biological process: negative regulation of endopeptidase activity. The transcript has 11 exons. Gene Ontology annotation, molecular function: serine-type endopeptidase inhibitor activity. The record is from RefSeq and is a predicted model, not a curated record. Lineage: Eukaryota; Metazoa; Chordata; Actinopteri; Scombriformes; Scombridae. Bases 287 to 2086 code for a protein of 599 amino acids.
AGAGAGAGGAAGAAUAAGUGCAGGAAUGGGAAUCAUCCCACUUUCGUUUCUGUUGCCAACAUGUGAAAUCAUGUGAUUUCCAGCAAGUCAGACAGCCCGCAUUAUAUAAACAAACAUUUCUAAACCAACAAUCAGAGAUUAGUCAUUGUUGGUUGAGGUUUAGGGGAGCAGACAGUCAGACGUAGUAGGUGGAGGUAACAGUGGCUGGACGCAACAGAAAUACUGCUGGUUUAGAAAAAGACUGAAUCCAUUACUGCAUUUGGACGAUUUGGGGAAUUCAAGCAAUAUGAGACAUCAGGCCUUAUUUUGCCUCUUGCUGCAGCUCAUUUUUGAGCUUUCUUCAUGCACACAUCUCCGAGUGGUACCCGGUUCCACCCUGCAGCUGCCCUGCCUCUCAUUCCAAACAGACUUCACUGGAGCAACCAUCACCUGGACAUACAACGGUAAAGAUAUAAGUCCUAGUGCUCAGUCACCUGGCUCGGCAGAAGUUAAAAAGAAUGGCUUGUAUCUCUCUAUCUCCCCUGUAACUGCUGCUCACGAGGGCACAUAUGUGUGUUUGGUAGAGGAGAACAAUAUGAAGAUGACAAGGACCUACAACAUCACAGUGGAUGCAUCAAUUGCCUAUAUGAUUACGGUACCCGAAGGCUCAACCACUCAUCUCCCGUGCUAUUUCCCACCUUCCAGCCAAGUUAAGGCCAAUGCAGUUUGGUUCAAAGAGACGGCCGAAGGCAAGAGGAAGCUGCAAUCAGAAGAGGCUUCAGUAGAUGAUACUACAAGAGUGGAACAGCUUUAUCCACUUGACCAAGAUCAGACCAUCAUAAUUAGAGAAACUGUCAAGGAGGAUGCUGGAAUUUACUCUUGUGAAUCUGUAGAGGGAGAGAAGCUCAGCAGUGUAUAUAUUACCGUUGAAGAUGCUCCCACCCCUGUUCCUCACUCGUGCAGUGGCUUCUUGACACCGUGGGAACCCUGUCAGGAUGAGAACAGUCGCACAGGGGAACCCCUGCUGCAGGAAUCCAUGGCAGAGUUCUCCAUGAAGUUGUAUUCGUACCUCAGAGAAUCAUAUCCCACUACCAACCUGCUCUUCUCUCCUAUUAGUAUCAACGGGGCACUCUCCCAUUUGUUGUUAGGUGCAAGAGGUGACACCCGCAGAGCCAUCCAGACGGCCGUGUGUGUGCCACAUGACUUCCAUUGUGUUCACUUCCAGAUGAAGAAGUUGAGAGAGAAGCUGGCCAGCUCCUUGCAGAUGGCUUCUCAGAUCUACUAUAACCCACAAAUCAGUCUGAGUGAGUCCUUUACUAACCAGUCGGUGCAGUUCUAUGAAGCGGAGCCCAUUAAGCUGCUGGAAACCAGUGAGGAAAACAAACAGAUGAUCAACAGCUGGGUGGCAAAUAAGACCAAAAAUAAAAUCACACAUUUGGUUGACUCCGUAUCACCCGAUGCCCAGAUGAUCCUGCUCAAUGCUGUCUCCUUCAGUGGUCAGUGGAAGGUCAAGUUUGAACAGAAACCCAAGAAAGGCCUUUUCACAAAACUGGAUGGUGAUCUCGUAAAAGUGCCUCUCCUCUAUCACCAGAAAUACCUGGCAGCUAUGACAUAUGAUGUUGAGCUAAAGGCACAGGUGGCGAGGUUUAGUCUCACGGGUGACAACAGUCUUUACAUCCUGCUGCCUCGCUCCAGCAAAGCUUCUGACCUGCUGCAGCUUGAGGAGAAGAUGACGGACAUAGCUGUGCAUCAAAUGAUAGAACAACUGAAAACAAUGUCCCCCCAGCAUAUUGAGGUCACUCUUCCCCAAAUUAAGCUGGAUGUGCAACCGGACUUGAACAUACUUCUCAAGAAAUUAGGACUGUCUUCACUCUUUGAGGGUAGCAACCUGUGUGGCCUCUACUCUGAAGACAAGAUGGUUCUGGGUGAUGCCAGACACAGAGCCUUCCUGGCACUGACCGCACGAGGAGUGGAAGCUGGCGCCGCCACCGCUAUGUCGUUCUCUCGCUCCUUUCCAUCCUUCUCUGCCAUGCGGCCUUUCGUCAUGCUGCUGUGGAGUGACCAGGCCAAUGUGCCACUCUUUAUAGGCAGAGUGACUGACCCAUGAGAGAGAGAGGGGAAGAAAGACAGACAGACACAGAAGGAGGGAGAGAAUAGAAAUGUAACAAGCACAUGAGCUAAGAAAGAUACAGUAAAUGUAGAGUCAAAGUCAUGUCAUUGUGUCACUAUGCUUUUUUUUCUGAAAAUUCAGUUGCUUUUUGAAGAUUUGAUGUGCAAAACAAGAUAAAUUCUCUGUAUCAGUAAAACUACAGGUAGUCAUCAAGGUCAAGUGACCCUUUGUUUUCAAAGAAGAUGAUGAAUAAACACAUAUUUACGCAACACA